This is a messenger RNA of Aspergillus brunneoviolaceus CBS 621.78, 1275 nucleotides long. Its product is annotated as Zn(II)2Cys6 transcription factor domain-containing protein. Gene Ontology annotation, molecular function: zinc ion binding; DNA-binding transcription factor activity, RNA polymerase II-specific. The coding region runs from base 23 to 1234 and encodes 403 amino acids. The record is from RefSeq and is a predicted model, not a curated record. The transcript has a single exon. Lineage: Eukaryota; Fungi; Ascomycota; Eurotiomycetes; Eurotiales; Aspergillaceae. Gene Ontology annotation, biological process: regulation of DNA-templated transcription.
CCACCCAACACCCACCACCACCAUGUCGUUACGGCGCAGGUCUUGCAACGCCUGUUUCAAAGGCCGAAGAAAAUGCGAUCUGGAAUAUCCAGUCUGCGAAAAUUGCAGGAGAACAAACAAAACCUGCCAAUAUGCAUACCCGCCUAUGCCACCACCAGGGCGCAUCGACCGCACCGACGACCCACCAACUGUGCCAGACGAGAUACUCGACUCGCCAGCAAUGCGUACGACUAGUACCGCUUUGGAACUGGAUCUUCUGAAGUCACCUGCAGUCACUAUGUUGAAUCCAAUCGAGCAAAGCGCAGUGCUCCAGCUUCCACCGAGUUUCACACCAGGUCCAUGUACACCAGACUUCACGCCGCCGGAGACUAUCUCAUUUUCAGCCACAUCAAGAUUCGUAGGCACCCUCGGCGAGGUCCAACCCAUCCAAGGCAGCACACGCUCAUGGCAGUGGGUGAUGGAUGAGCUCAAAGCCUACCCGGGGGAAUUCGCCCGACGGGGAGAGACAAUCUUCAUCCACCGCGACCUGUACCGCGAUGAGAUGCCACGGCCGAUCCGGACGGCCUUUGGCGUCUGUUCUUCCUUUUGCCUCAGUCCCGAUUCCACGAACCGGGAGAUGGCAUUCCGCGUGAUCGACUCUGAAGUCUCCGAGCUACUCCAGCCCGCCACCGAACCGAGUUCGAGCUCUAGUUCCAGGCUACUUCGAAUAGAGCUCGCGCGGCUCCAGGCACUACUGCUUUACCAGACCCUCCGACUCUUCCAUGGCAACCUGCAGCAGCGGGUCGCAGCCGAGCAACAGGGGUCUAUGCUCAUGACCACGGCGCUGAAGAUCAUCGUUCGCGCGCAGUCCGAGCCGGAGCUCCAGAGGCCGAGGUCCCGCCAUGCUUGGAUCCUCGGCGAGUGCAUCCGACGCACCGCUCUCCUGGUCUACUUUCUCUACGGGGUCAACUCGGUGUAUCGAGAAGGGAUCUGCGUGGGACUGCAUACACUGCGGCAGUUGCCUUUGUCGGCGAGGAUAUCUGCUUGGGGCGUGGAUGGGGUGUGUGCAUUUCAGGAGGAUAAAGGGCAUUCGCACGGUGAGAAUGCAGAGACGCUGCCCUACGAAGCGUUCCUGGCGCGAUGGCUUGUUUCGCUGCCGCGGCGGCUGGAUCGCUUUGAGAAGUUGCUGAUUGUUCCGUGUCAGGGGCUGGAGGCUGCUGAGGCAUUUGAGGGUCUGGGGCGGCUAGUUGCGUGAUUGCUGUGAUCUUUUGCCCGAAUAGUCCGGCUGUGUCCUAG